AUUAACACUAAUUCAAACCAACAUUAAUGCUCAACUUAUUGUUAUUAAUGUUUGAAAUACAUGUCUCAAAUUCUUAGUGAACAUAUUGUAGUAGCUCAGUUUAUGACCAAUUCCUUACACUGGCGGAGGAUUCAUUUAAUCCAAUCCUUUUCUGUUGUUUUCCUUUACUGGUUUUAUUACAUUUCAUGAUUUUUGCUCUACUUUAUUAGAUCCAAACUAUAUAUAAAUAUAUAUAAAAAAUCAUAUAUCCAUCCUCAUAAUAAUAAUUAAUAAAAAUUACCAUCUGGGUCCUGCUUAUUUUCUUCAUAUUCACUCUCUAAAAUCAAUAAUAUCAUUAUUUGCUCUGUUUUUACUCUGUUUUUGCUCUGUUUUUAUCAAGAUUUGAAUCUAUAUAAACACUCAUAUCUUUCAAGUUAUUUUUUUCUUUUUUUAGUAUCAUAAAUGGCAUCUUCUAGUGACACACCAGCAACAACAUCAUCAGGUGGAUCCUACCCAAUACAAAACUUAGGGUCUGAUGAAGAUAUUAAAAGACUACUAGAUGAAAGAAAGCGAAAAAGAAUGGACUCAAAUAGAGAGUCAGCUAAAAGAUCAAGAAUGCGUAAACAAAAGCAUAUAGAUGAUCUAACAAAUCAGGCAAGCCAGCUAAAAAUGGAGAACCAUCAAGUUAUGACUAAUGUUAGCAUGACCAUGCAACAUUAUACUAAUGUAGAGGCUGAAAACUCGGUUUUGAGAGCCCGGGUGGUUGAGCUGAGCCGCAGGUUGGAGUCGCUUAACCAGAUUAUAUCGGUUAUGAACCAAUCCAUGGAUACUGGUUGUGGCUUUGGAGAGGAGCAAUAUGGGCCGGGUGGUGUUGGGUUGAUGGAUGAGUUCAUGAAUGACUCAUUGGGCUGUUUUUAUACUAGCCAGCCGAUUUUGGCUUCUGCCAAUAUGAUUUAAGGGGUGUCUGGGGUUACGUUUUGAAAUCAAUUUGCAAAAAGCAUGUACCGCGCAUUUUCUCUAUAAAAACGCAGAUUAUCAAACGCAGUAAUAAUAUAUAUAGUUUUACA
Erigeron canadensis is the source of this 1046-nucleotide messenger RNA. Its product is annotated as bZIP transcription factor 44-like. Gene Ontology annotation, molecular function: transcription cis-regulatory region binding; DNA-binding transcription factor activity. Bases 442 to 936 code for a protein of 164 amino acids. The transcript has a single exon. Gene Ontology annotation, cellular component: nucleus. Lineage: Eukaryota; Viridiplantae; Streptophyta; Magnoliopsida; Asterales; Asteraceae. Gene Ontology annotation, biological process: positive regulation of DNA-templated transcription. The record is from RefSeq and is a predicted model, not a curated record.